AUGAUAGCACAUAUACGCUCCGCUCACUCGAAAGAACUCAGCGAUAAGAUAAUGUCGCGAGCUUCGCGUAAAAGCUCAUCAAGUAAACCGGCGUCGUCGUAUUCAGCUGCAAAUGAUGCUUUCAUUUUGUCUAUCUGCACGUCCAAUGUGUCUUUCCGAUUUGUGAAAAAUGAAUUCUUCAAAAAAUUCGUUCGCAUUUUGGAUCCCAAUUAUAAGCUAAUCUCUCCUGAUGCUAUUCGUAGGAAACUGAUCGAAAAUGUGGGCGAUUACAAAAGAAAAAUCAAAGUAGAGCUUCGCGAUAUGAUUAAAUGUUUCAUUUCGCUCGAUGGUUGGGACGGCAAAAACGAAAAUAGCUCGAUUUAUGCCGUCUAUUUAUAUUUCUUAGAUUCAAAUUUUGAAAGGAAAAAGAUUCUUCUUGGUUUGCGGCAACUGGAGAAAAAAGGCACAGCCAACAAUAUUGGCGACCUUACGCUGGAAAUGUUGAAAGAAUACGAUGUUGAUAUUUCAAAAGUUAUUGGAGGUCUGACUGAUGCCGGUUCAAAUAUCAAGAGUUUUUUAGAAAAAAAUGAUUUAUUCCAUGUGCACUGUCUCGCGCAUUCUCUUGCAUUGAUUCUGAAAAAUGCCUCAGAGAUGCCAUCAAUUGCAAGAGUUCUUACGAAAGUUAAUCGACUCGCCUCGCAUCUUUCUCGUUCAAAAUCGGGCAGGACAACUUUCAGAGAAAGAUCCAUAGCAUUGAAACUCGAAGGUCGCAUUCCACUUCCAUUUUGUGUAACUCGAUGGGGUGGAUGUUGUCUGUUGGCAAAGUCUUACCUCGCACAUUAUCAAAGUAUCAGUUCAUUGUCGAAUUUCCAAUGUUAUUUGCUCGAUGCGUCGGAAAAAAAAACUCUUGAGAACUUUGUGGAAUACACUAAUCCAUAUAUUGAAUCGAUUGCACAGGCCGAAACUGAUUCUUCAUUCGCGUCAUCUUUGUUGGUUCAAUACGCUAGUCUUCACCAUUUCAUUUCUGCGCAAGACCAGCGAAACCAUCUCGUCCAUUGUCUUUCGAUUGAAACUCUGGAAAGAUACACAAAAUAUCUGGAAAACGACGUAUGUUUAUUCGCCACGUAUGCAGAUCCGAGAUAUGCUUAUAUGACUAAUGUUUUGAAUACAUUGAAAUGGGAAGCUGUUGAAGAAAUGGUCGAGCUGUAUUGUGAAAGCUUCAGAGCGCCGUCUUGCCAGCCAGCUACUACACCUCCACCACCAAAAAAAAUGAAACUUGCAGAAUCGAAUUUCCUUAGAUUUGUCGAGGCACAGACAGAAUCAGUGAAUUCCGGUUCAACUAAGAAAGAAAUUGUCGAGUAUGAGUCAUUAAUUCAAUCGGCUCGUCCACCAAUCCAAUCUUGCCCGCUCAACUUCUGGCUCACCCAUUCCACACGUUUCCCCAAGUUGAGCAUUCUAGCGUCUCAUUUUCUAUCGAUUCCUCUUUCUUCGGCGCAAGUGGAAAGGUUGUUUAGUCGGUGUGGAGAACUGAUGUCAUCGAGUCGCCGUAAUCGUUUGAAAUCGAUUACUGUAAAUGAUAUGCUGCUGAAUGCAGCUCUUGGACAAAUGAGCCUCCAAGAGAAAAAAGAAGAUGAAGAUUCUAGUGUCAGUGAGAGUGGCGAUGAUUCAGAAGAGGAGUCUGAUUCUUCGGCGGAUGAUUCCAAUGGACAAACCGCACCGCCAUCUGAUUCCAAUGGACAAGCCGGCAGCACUGUCACAAUUAUUGACGCCACCAAUUAA
This is a messenger RNA of Caenorhabditis remanei, 1758 nucleotides long. RefSeq lists its product as uncharacterized. Lineage: Eukaryota; Metazoa; Nematoda; Chromadorea; Rhabditida; Rhabditidae. The transcript has 14 exons. The record is from RefSeq and is a predicted model, not a curated record. Bases 1 to 1758 code for a protein of 585 amino acids. Gene Ontology annotation, molecular function: protein dimerization activity.